GGCCCCAAUACCUGCCCGUCUGGGGCCCGAGCUCUGGAGGGCGUCGGGAAGGUGCAGAGGCUGGAAACCCAGGAGCGAGAGAUUGGGUAAUGUGGCUGAGGGUUCGGAGACAGGAUCUGAGACCAAGUACCGGGUAAGGACUGCCGAGCUGCAUCAGAUCCCUACCCCCAGCUUCCUUCAUUUGCGCAAUCCUUCGAGAAGUCUUUGACACGUUCCGGGUCAGGGAACUGGAGAGGCACAAUACUGGCUUCCCCCACGCUCGCCACCCCCCUCACCCUCGUCUAGGCCGACACGGAUCUGUGACCUUGUCCGCCCCAAGACCUCCCACGGAGGCCUGUUAACCCCUGGGUUCCCUCAUGUGGCAUGAUUUAGCGUCUCCAUGCCAGCCUCUGAGAGUGUGCACAGGAAGGGUGGCGUUCUGGAGGCUGGUCACCUUCCCCCAGCCACCCCCUCCCCCACACCACACACCCCGAUGAUCUUUCCUUCCACUUCUCCCCUAGGCAUGGCUUUUGCCCUCCUGACCUCUGUGCCUCCAGUGUUCGGACUCUACACUUCUUUCUUCCCCGUCCUCAUUUACACCUUGUUGGGUACUGGGAGACAUCUGUCCACUGGAACUUUCGCGGUACUCAGCCUCAUGACGGGCUCGGCCGUGGAGCGGCUGGUGCCGGAACCCCUCGGGGGUAACCUGAGUGAAAUCGAGAGGGAACAGUUGGACGCUCAGCGGGUUGGGGCGGCUGCAGCCUUAGCCUUCGGGAGCGGGGCGCUGAUGCUGGGCAUGUUCGCGCUGCAGCUCGGCGUCCUGUCCACCUUUUUGUCGGAGCCUGUGGUCAAAGCGCUGACCAGCGGGGCCGCGCUGCACGUGCUCGUGUCCCAGUUGCCCAGCCUUUUAGGGUUGCCCCUCCCGCGCCAGAUUGGCUGCUUCGCUCUCUUCAAGACGUUGGCCGCUGUGCUGACCGCGCUGCCCCGGAGCAGUCCGGCAGAACUGACCAUCUCGGCACUCAGCCUGGCGCUGCUCGUGCCCGUCAAAGAAUUGAACGUGAGAUUCCGGGACAAGCUACCCACCCCGAUCCCAGGCGAAAUCGUCAUGGUGCUUCUGGCCUCUGUGCUCUGCUUCACUUCUUCCCUGGACACAAGAUACAACGUCCAGAUAGUGGGGCUGCUGCCUGGAGGAUUCCCCCAACCUCGCCUCCCUAACCUGGCUGAGCUGCCCAGGAUUCUGGUUGACUCGCUGCCCAUCGCGCUGGUUGCCUUUGCUGUGUCCGCCUCCCUGGCCUCCAUCUAUGCAGACAAGUAUAGCUACACUAUUGACUCCAACCAGGAGCUCUUGGCCCAUGGUGUCUCCAACCUCAUCUCCUCCCUCUUCUCCUGCUUUCCCAACUCCGCCACAUUGGCCACCACCAGCCUACUAGUGGAUGCUGGUGGGAACACACAGCUGGCAGGCCUCUUCUCCUGCAUAGUUGUCCUCUCAGUGCUGCUGUGGCUGGGGCCCUUCUUCUAUUAUCUGCCCAAGGCUGUCCUGGCCUGCAUCAACAUCUCCAGCAUGCGCCAGAUGUUCUUCCAGAUGCAGGAACUGCCACAGCUAUGGCGCAUCAGCCGCAUGGACUUUGCUGUAUGGAUGGUCACAUGGGUGGCCGUAGUGAUCCUGAGUGUGGACCUAGGCCUGGCCAUAGGUGUGGUCUUCUCCAUGAUGACUGUGAUCUGCCGUACCCAGAGGGUGCAGUGCCUGGCACUUGGACUUGCUGAGGGGACGGAGCUCUACAGGCCACUCAGAGAGAGCCACAAGCUCUGCAAGGUCCCGGGGCUCUGCAUCCUGAGCUACCCAGCACCCCUCUACUUUGGGACCCGUGGGCAGUUUCGCCGCACCCUGGAGUGGCACCUGGGGCUUGGAGAAGGAGGAAAGGAGGCUCCAAAGACAGAUGGCCCACCCGAUGCAGUUGCUGAGCCCGUCAGGGUGGUGGUCUUAGACUGCAGUGGUCUCACCUUUGCAGAUGUUGCUGGAGCCAGAGAAGUGGUACAGCUGGCCAGCCGAUGCCUCGAUGCUGGGAUCCACCUUCUCCUGGCUCAGUGUAAUGCCUCAGUACUGGGGACACUGACCCAGGCAGGACUCCUGAACAGAGUGACCCCAGAACAGCUGUUCGUCAGUGUCCAGGAUGCAGCUGCUCAUGCCCUGGAGAGACUGGUGAGGGGGCAGGAGCAACAGGAGGGAAACCCAGGAGGUGCUGGGCUAUAUAGCAGAUCACAUGAGACUACGGGUCCGAAGACUUGCACAGUGUGGGUCUGACACAGUCAUCAGCAGCGUGGAGGGCCCCAACAAUAUGUGCGUGAGGAGUCCUCUUACUUCUUAUAAUUAAUAAAACAAGGCUGAGCACCUCUGGGGUUCAUGAAGUGAACCUCUGGGUGUCCGCACACUGA
Mustela erminea (ermine) is the source of this 2412-nucleotide messenger RNA. RefSeq names its product solute carrier family 26 member 10 (gene SLC26A10P). Gene Ontology annotation, cellular component: membrane. The transcript is spliced from 17 exons. The record is from RefSeq and is a predicted model, not a curated record. Lineage: Eukaryota; Metazoa; Chordata; Mammalia; Carnivora; Mustelidae. Gene Ontology annotation, biological process: transmembrane transport. Gene Ontology annotation, molecular function: bicarbonate transmembrane transporter activity; sulfate transmembrane transporter activity; chloride transmembrane transporter activity. The coding region runs from base 380 to 2281 and encodes 633 amino acids.